AUGUAUGGUAAUGAUUGUCAUGCACCACGUGAUAAUUCUUCUUCAACAACACCAUAUCGUUCAACAAUAAUAACAAGUGCUUCACUUUCUGCUAUAUCUCAUCAUCAAAAUCCACCAACUUCAUCAGAUUACUUACCAUUAACAUCAUCAGUAUCUUCAACAAAUUUUACGGAAACAGAUUUAUCAUCUAAACGACCAAUAGUUGAUAACAACUAUACCACGAUAACUGAUCAAUUAGAUGAUGAAGAUUUGAUAGACGAUUUAAAUGACACAACUGAAACAACACGUUUAUAA
Adineta steineri is the source of this 294-nucleotide messenger RNA. The record is from the annotation of a GenBank genome assembly. NCBI's taxonomy places the organism in Eukaryota, Metazoa, Rotifera, Eurotatoria, Adinetida, Adinetidae.